Branchiostoma belcheri (Belcher's lancelet) is the source of this 816-nucleotide messenger RNA. Its product is annotated as collagen alpha-1(I) chain-like. The record is from RefSeq and is a predicted model, not a curated record. The transcript has 3 exons. Bases 1 to 816 code for a protein of 271 amino acids. Lineage: Eukaryota; Metazoa; Chordata; Leptocardii; Amphioxiformes; Branchiostomatidae.
AUGAUUGGGGCAGACACCAGGGUGAAGAAGUACAUCCACCUGUGUAAGAAGUUCCUGACAGGCACGGGUCUCUUCUUCUUCGCUGUGGUCAUGGCCCUGCUGUUUCCAUUAUUUGCAGUUAAAGUGAGCACUCUUUCUGAUGACGUGAGCAAGCUUGCUGCGCGGAACAGGAUGACUGAGCUACGAGUCACAGAACUAGAACGAAUGUGUCUGCUUCCUGGGCCAAACCACUCUCCAGAAAAUGGCCUGUUGACGUCACCGACUCCACCAGUUGCGCCUGGGUCUUCUGAAAAGGUGACCACAGAAUACGCCGGAGCCUUUGGCCCUUCUAGGCCGUCCGGGCCCCCGAGAAAAAUGGGAGAAAAGGGGCCAAUGGGGCCGCCUGGCCCUGCGGAAAAGGCCGGUAAGCUAAGCUCUACCGGGUCUCCUAAUCCACUAGCGCUCGGGCCCUCAGGAGAGAAGGGGCCAAUCGGACCGGCUGGGCCGCCCGGCCCCCCAGGAGAGAAGGGGCCAAUGGGGCCGGGUAGUCCUGAGGGAAAGGCCGGUAAGCCUGGCUCUACCGGGGCUCUUGGGUCGCCCGAACCCCCGGGAGAGAAGAGACCCAUGGUGCCGGCUGGGCCUGAGGGAAAGGCUGGUAAACCUGGUUCUACCGGGCUUCUUGGGUCCCCCGAACCCCCGGAAAAGAAGGGCCCCAUUGGGCCGACUGGCAGACCUGGUCCUUCGAAUUCUGGAUUUCUUAUUGCCGAAGGAAAGAAGGGGCGCGUGGUGCUGCCUCCUCCUAGGAGAAUGAGUAAAGCCGAGUUAUUUUGGGGUUAA